AGGUGUGGUUCUGAUGGAGAUCUCAGAGGUGCACAGGAAGGUUCACCUGGAGCUGGAGGAGAACGUAAGUUAGCCUGCUGACCUACUGUCACUUCUUCUCUUGGUCGUUUUUUUGUUAUGUAAUGACCAUUUUACCAUCUAAUUGCUAAUUAAGUGGCAGACUGAAGUCAAGAGUUACCAUUCUCUUUGACCUGCGUUGGAUGUUCAUGUCCACACACAUCCAUAGUCCGCUACGCCAACUCUCUCUUUCUCACAGUGACUUAGUCAUUAACAGGCCUCCUUUAUCCUCUAAACAUGUCCAGAACACAACAAAGCCUAGAGAGAAAUCCCACCCGGACACAAGACAACUGUUCGUUUUCUUGUCAUUGAGACCAUUCCUUUCAUCUUGUGCUCUCUGUUCUGUCUGUUGGGUCUCUUGUUGAGGCCUGGGGGUGAGAGGCUUGGCAUACCUGUAAGAAGUCAAGUGACUCUGGUUGGUGUCACUGGUGUUGUAACUGUGACAAGAGCAAGACACAACUAGCUCUUAGACAGUAUCAUCUCCAAUCACUCACUACGUCUAAGUUACAAUACUAUACAAUACAGAUAUUCUAGACUGAAGCAGGUUCAUUCUCGUGUUUCUUUAACUUUUAUCGUACUUCUUGUGUUUUCUACUAUAUUUUCAUUGUUAUAUAUAGUAUUAUUAUUAUCACUGCAUUGUUGGGAAAGAGCUCUCAAGUAAGAAUUAAACUGUACUCUUUUAUAGCUGUUGUAUCCUAUGAACGUGGUGAAUAAAGUUUGAAACUUAGAUUAUUGUUGAAUUUAAGAUGAUUUGAAUGAUGAAUAUUUCUAGUAUUGGUCAGUAAUAAAAAGAGAUAUGAUCAAAUAAAAUGUGUUCUCACUACAGUAUACAUGUAUUACAUAUUUUAUUGAAAUUCAGCACUGUAGUAAAGCUUUUGUACUAGCCUUACAAGGCUUCUACUUGUCUUUCACUGGGCUCCAAGUAAAGCAAGAUGCCAACGAAGCAUGGUUAGUUAUUUCUGAGAUAUCUGCGAGUGGGAUGGAAGGAGAAAGUAGUCAAUGUUGAACUAUUUGGAGAGGUAGAUAAAACAUACCUGUUGUUGGAAUUCCCCUCAGUUAGAAAGCAAUUAUCACAGCUACAUUCCUCUGGCUCAGCCACACAACUCUUAUUCUGAUGUCACCAUCUUGCCAUGGUUAUGGUAUUGUUAAACAUUUAUAUAUCGACUUGAACUGGAUUCUUUCUGUUCAGUUCAAGCGGUUCCACAAAGAAAUCAUUGCUGAGCUGGAGAGGAAAACAGAGAUGGACGUCAAAUAUAUGACUGUAAGUACAUUGACCACUAUAGGACUUUGGCAAGGGACAAUCUAAUCGCAAGGAGUAUGUGUGUGAGCAUGCAUGUGUGUGUACGUGUCUGCAUGUCUACGUAUGCAGGUAUGUGAGUGCACACUUAAUUAUGGUGUCCUCUCUCCUCCUCAAUAUCCCCUAUCCUUGCAUUCAGUAAAAGUCCUCUCCACCUCUACAUCAAACUUAUCUUAACCUGUGUAUCUCUCAUCCAGGCCACAUUCAAGCGGUACCAGACGGAGCACAAGCUGAAGCAGGACUCUCUGGAGCGCUCUCAGAUGGACCUGAAGAAGCUGCAGAAGAAGAGCCAGGGGAAACAUGUCACCAAGUACGAGAUCAAGGAGAAUGAGGUGAGACUAGAACCAGAUCUUAAUUAAUGGAGAACGAGGUGAGACAAGAACCAGAUCUUAAUUAAUCAAAGAGAACGAGGUGAGACUAGAACCAGAUCAUAAUUAAUCAAGGAGAACGAGGUGAGACUAGUACCAGAUCUUAAUUAAUCAAGGAGAACGAGGUGAGACUAGAACCAGAUCUUAAUUAAACAAGAGGAACGAGUUGAGACUAAAAACAUCUUAUCUCACUGGGGUCGCAGUGAUCAGACUCAGCUGUUCACUCAAUGCACCAUGGGUAUGCUGGUCAGAAAAGUCCCUUAAUGAAUGUUCUCCAUUUUCAAGCGAGAAGUGGAUCGGUGUCCAGUUAGUUUUUUCUGUUGAUGUGAGCAUGUGCUUGAGUUCCUUUGAGGUCCUGUGAGUUUCUCAGAUGGCUAGAAAGGGCACUUUAACAGACAGUCACCUGACUUUACCCUCAUCCAGAACCACUUGUUGGUUUAUGUGUCCAGUAUCAAUAUAAAAACCAGACAGAACAUUAUUGCUCUUGGUUGCCAUGGUUGUCUUGUUUUGUUUACAUAAACAAAGCUGAACGCUUCUAUGGACUUCCUUAUACAACGGGUGGGUCUAAUCCUGAAUGGUGAUUGGUUAAAACCGCAUUCCAGCCGGUGUCUGUUCCACAAGUUACCACCGGCUAAAUCUAUGACGUUAAAAUGCCUAUUUACUAUGUUCCAUCUGACUGCGUAAUCCACAUCAGCCCAACCAGGCAAUUUAUACUUGAUCUCCACUAUAAAAAGCAUCUAGACAUUAUCUCACAUUUCCUUUAGACUAACAUUUAGUUUUCAACAGCAGAGAUUUGUAUAAACCUUGCUGUCUGUCUCUUCGACAUUUGCAACAUUGUUUCAAUAUUAAAAUUUGAUCUCCAGCUUUACGUGUCGGGAGUUGGGAUGAGACAGACAGGCAGGCAGCGUUUCUCAGCCAUUCGAAAUCAUGAAUCAGCUGGUAUCAUUUUUAUGGAUAUAUUCAAAGAACUAUCAAUAGAAACAGGUAAAACGAAACGAAGUGCAGCUAGUUUGCUGUCUUUCCAGCUUCAGUUUGAAGUGAUUGUGUUAGCUGUGUUGUUGGCUAGCUCCUCUGAACAAGUGUCCUGACCCUGACCUGUUCACCGGACGUGCUACCUUGUCCCAGACCUGCUGUUUUCAACUCUCUCUCUCUACCACAUCUGCUAUUUCAACCUCUAAAUGCCCGGCUAUGAAAAGCCAAGUGAUAUUUACUCCUGAUGUACUGACCUGUUGCAGCCUCUACAACCACUGUGAUUAUUAUUUGACCCUGCUGGUCAUCUUUGAACGUUUGAAGAUCUUGGAGAAAAAUCUGGCCUUAAUGGCCAUGUACUGUUAUAAUCUACACCCGGCACAGCCAGAAGGGGACUGGCCACCCAUCCUCUCUAGGUUUCUGCCUAGGUUUCUGCCUUUCUAGGGAGUUUUUCCUAGCCACCGUGCUUCUACAUCUGCAUUGCUUGCUGUUUGGGGUUUUAGGCUGGGUUUCUGUAUAGCACUUGGUGACAUGUGCUGAUGUAAAAAGGGCUUUAUAAAUACAUUUGAUUGAUUGAUUCCUGACGAGAGAGCACAUUUUCUACGCCAGGUGAAAUCGUGCAUCAUUAGCUCAUUGUUAUGGAUGCUUAAACAAACGCAAAUGCAGCUACAGUACUUUGCUGUUCUGUUCAUCGUAACUGUAAGUUAGCCGUAGUUGGCUAGCUAGCAAGCAAGGGAUAAGAACGUUGCCAGACAGUAUGGUAAUGGAACAUUUAGAAGAAACAACUGGGUCGCCUCCAUAGAUACAGAACAAAAAGACUGAACGACUGGGCAACCUCUUGGCAACCAAACCAAUAGAACGAACAACCAGCCGGCUUGAGUAGCAACCCUAGAUUUGUGUCCGGACUAUAUAUUGUGGAAGGAUGAUAUAGUAUGAAUAAAUUCAUCAAAAUAAAGUUUUUUAUGAAAAUAUGUAAAUAAGUAUUUGAAUAUGUUGGUUACCCGUUUUAUAAAAGUGAUGCCCUCGAAGCCGGUGUUUGGUGGAUAUAUUGGCACGGUUUGCCGGCCCUCGACUUCUGUUCGGACCUAACAAGACCUAUGCCAAUAUAUCCUCCAAACACUGGCUUCGAGGGCAUUAUCGCUUAAAUGAUUUGCACGCAUGGAGCAAUAAUCCAUAGAGAAUAUCAAAGAAAAACAUUUAUGAAAUAUGUCUUGAGAAUAGGAAAUAUCAUUGGCCCAGCUGGCUCCUUGAUCUUGCCACACACCUCAAGGAGGAAAAAAUUUACAUAAAAGUGAGCGGGUGGAAAGGAAAUGAACACUAAAUAUACACAAUACCACCACACCUAUAGCUGCGGGCAGAUUCUUUGUGUUAAUGUAAAGUGGAGUGCUGUCACUGCCGUGCCCCUUCACCAGUGGUGCAAGGUACUUAAGUAAAAAUGCUUUACAGUACUACUUAAGUUGUUUUUUUGGGUAUCUGUACUUUACAAUUUAUAUUUUUGACAACUUUUACUUUCACUCCACUACAUUCCUAAAGAAAAUAAUUUACUUUAAACACCAUGCAUUUUCCCUGACACCCAAAAGUACUCAUUACAUUUUGAAUACUUAGCAGGACAGGAAAAUAGUCCAAUUCACACACUUAUCAAGAGAACAUCCCUGGUCAUCCCUACUGCCUCUGAUCUUGUGGACUCACUAAACACAAAUGCUUCAUUUUUAAAUGAUUGCCUAAGUGUUGUAGUGUGCUCCUGGCUAUCCGUACAUUUUAAAAACAAGAAAAUUGUGCCGUCUAGUUUGCUUAAUAUAAGGAAUGUGAAAUUAUUUAUACUUUUACUUUUACUUUGAUACUUAAGUAUAUUUUAGCAAUUAAGUCAUUUACUAUUAAGGUAUCUUCACUUUUACUCAAGUAUGACAAUUGGGUACUUUUUUCACCACUGCCCUUCACCUAUAAAGCAACACUGAAGGCUCAUCGAAAGGGACCAAAUGCCUGUCAUCACAUUAGAAUGGAGAGUGUGUUGUAGUGAAUGUGAGGAGUGGUUAGCACUGUACACUCUUGCGUGAGGAUUUUACUCUGUACCCUUGACUGGCCAAGGGUACAGCCCCCUCUGGAGUAUGAAGUGUGCACUUAGGAGUUUGUGGUCUGGAGUUGGUUGGUAGUAUACACUCACUGAAAGGCUUUGUAGGGUGUAGUGGGACUUGGAAUGGGUGAAGCAUUUAUAGUCAAUAAUGUCCACUCAAAUAGAGUAGACUUGAAGGGGUGCCUGGUAGCAUAUUUAGCCACUUACAGGAAUCAGAGGAUAUACAGUAAUAGUUUUCCUAACACAGUAUACAUUAAACAUAGACUUAUUUAGUAAAUCAAUAGGACAAGGUGAUAGAUGGGGCCAAGGAGAUGCUGUCUGUUGAUGAAACCCACUCUGGCUCUGCUUUAUACAAGGCUGCCUGUGCAAUAACUCCUCUUCCACUCCUAUUUUAUUGACUGGUUUCACCGGCCCGACUUUGAUGAGUGUCAGUUUAUGAGGUGGGUUUAUUUUUAGGAAGGGGCCCAAUAUAUUGAGCUGCAACACAUUAUUUAUUAUUGUUCUGACUGAAAUCCGAGAAGCGCUAGCUAACUGAAGGUUUUGAAGAGUAGAAUCUUGUCUCGCUCUCUAUUCAGCGAUCAUGAUCUCUUUAAUGGCUUCUGGGUGGUUAUCUUGUUAUUAACCAUCUUUGUUUCAGUAUGUAGAUUCACUUUGCCUAUGAAUGGCACUCUCUGAAAAGAGGGCUGUAAUCUAGUUUUAUCUCAGAGAAACUAAUAGACAGUAUUGUAUUGUGUCUUACUAUGUGGAGAGAAACUCCAGCCCCUCCUCUUAUGAAGUGUGAAUGGUUUGUAAUUAUCCUAUGAAUAUGACACCUGUUGAUGAGACUAGUUAAGGGCCAACCCAUGCACACUUCCUAGUGUCAUGUAUCACACUGUAGAGUAUAUUUAGUUUUGCCUCUACUGUGAUCUUCUGUGGUUCAGUUGUCAGAAUAUAGAAAUGGAUGGAAAAGGUAACAUCCUGCUCUCUCCAAGUCAUGCAUGAAUGUCUUUAAUGAAAUUUGCCCACAAAUCCAUCGUUUUCAAACCCGUACAGGUUUGCUGCAACACUUGAGCUCAAUUCAAGUUUCAAGUUUCAAGUCGUUUUUGUUACAUGCACAAGUACAGUGAAAUGGUUCUCUCUCCGUAUGUCUGUCUCUCUCUCGUUCUAUCCUCUAUCUCUCUCUUCCUCUCUUCCUCCCCUCUGUCUUUCUCAGUCUUCCAGCGAUUGUUUGCAGUAGAAAUGAAGCUCUAUAGUUUAGGCGGUGUGGCCCUAUCGUAGGUAGAAGAGGGAGGGGGGAGAGAGAGAGACAGGGGAGGGGGGGAGAGAGCAAAAGAGAGAGACUGGGCUAAACAUUAAAGGAGGGUCUGUGACACCACCACCACAACCCUAGAGACUAACCGGCUUUCACUGUCGUCAUGACAACCAGAAAAAGGGAGUGGAGAGAUAGGGGAGGAAACAGGGGGAGAGAGUUGUUUCAAAGAAGAGCUGAGCUUUGUCUGUGUGUGUUGUCAGGUUCCGUGGUCUGCUUUAUGAAGGUGUUUCAUUUCUCAGUCACUCCCUGGGAAGGAGUGUGUCCUGCUUCCCACAUGCACUCCUUCCCACAUGGCACCCUAUUCCCUAUAAAGUGUACUACUUUUGACCAUACACUACAUUGGGAAUAGGGUGCCAUUUGGGACGCAGCCACAGGUUCUUUCAACGGGGUGAUUUAUUUUCUACAGGAUAGGGAUGAUGGAGUAACAGGGGGUGAGAUGAAGCCAGACAGAGCAGGGACUUUGAUUAGAAGGCUCAUUAGUUAUUCCUGAACAGUUAAGCAAGACGCUUUUUUCUGAGCAUGCAAUUACAACCUUACUGAACAGUCUCCAUCUGUGUCCUCUCGUCAGUAUCUGGAGACAAUCUCAUACAUAUACUGUACACGCAGAGUUAACAGUACACCUGUCAGUAACCCAGUACUGACCUGUCCCCUUUAGAUACUUAAUGACCCCCAUCAGUUCAACCAACCCUUACUGACCUGUGUCCCCUCCUCUUCCCCUCCUCUUCUCCUCAGUAUAUGAAGACCAUCUCGUCGCGGCAGAGUGACAUGCAGAAGUUUAUCGCUGACGGCUGCAGAGAGGCCCUCUUGGAGGAGAAGAGACGAUUCUGCUUUUUGGUCGACAAACACUGCAUGUUCUCCUACCAUGUCACCGCCUUCCACGAGAAGGUACUGCACAUAAGGGAUUUAGUCCUUUAGUUAACCUUUAGUCCUUUAGUCCAUAAAAAAGUAGAUUUACUGUUUAACGGAUUUCAUUUUUUGAAAAAUAAGGCAAGGGAUUAAAGUUUUUAUAUGAAAAAAUGUAAUAAGCGCUCCAGAGCGCUCAGGACCUCAGACUGGGGCGAAGGUUCACCUUCCAACAGGACCUCAGACUGGUGCGAAGGUUCACCUUCCAACAGGACCUCAGACUGGUGCGAAGGUUCACCUUCCAACAGGACCUCAGACAGGGACAAAGGUUCACCUUCCAACAGGACCUCAGACAGGGACGAAGGUUCACCUUCCAACAGGACCUCAGACUGGGGCGAAGGUUCACCUUCCAACAGGACCUCAGACUGGGGCGAAGGUUCACCUUCCAACAGGACCUCAGACUGGGGCGAAGGUUCACCUUCCAACAGGACCUCAGACUGGGGCGAAGGUUCACCUUCCAACAGGACCUCAGACUGGGGCGAAGGUUCACCUUCCAACAGGACCUCAGACUGGGGCGAAGGUUCACCUUCCAACAGGACCUCAGACUGGGGUGAAGGUUCACCUUCCAACAGGACCUCAGACUGGGGCGAAGGUUCACCUUCCAACAGGACCUCAGACAGGGGCGAAGGUUCACCUUCCAACAGGACAAUGACCCUAAGCACACAGCCAAGACAACGCAGGAGUGACUUCGGGACAAGUCUCUGAAUGUCCUUGAGUGGCCUAGCUAGAGCCCAGACUUGAACCCGAUCGAACAUCUCUGGAGAGACCUGAAAAUAGCUGUGCAGCGACGCUCCCCAUCCAACCUGACAGAGCUUGAGAGGAUCUGCAGAGAAGAAUGGGAGAAACUCCCCUAAUACAGGCGUGCCAAGCUUGUAGCGUCAUACCCAAGAAGACUCGAGGCUGUAAUCGCAGCCAAAGGUUCUUCAACAAAGUACUGAGUAAAGGGUCUGAAUACUUACGUAAUGUGAUAUAUAUAUAUAUUUUGUAUAUAUAUUUGUUGCAAAAAAUUAUAAUAACCUGUUUUUGCUUUGUCAUUAUGGGGUAUUGUGUGUAGAUUGAUGAGGGGGGGAAACGAAUUAAUCAAUUUUAGAAUAUGGCUGUAACGUAACAAAAUUAGGAAUCUGAAUACUUUCCGAAUGCACUGUAACAGUCUACUAAAGUAAUCAGACAUAUUCUUACUACAACUAACUGCUUCAGCUUCUAUUCAGCAUAAAUUCUACAUUUUAACACAUCUCCCACUACCAUACAAAUAUUUUUAGAAGCUGUUGCAAGCACACAUUUUCUUCAGAAAAUGUACCUUUUCUAGUUUUGUCAUAUUUAUCUUACCUUAGAAGUGUUUACUUUACAGGCUGACUAGCAUUUAUUGAGUUGCAAUGUCAAAUCAAUUUAAAGUAUCUACAAAACAAGUUUUGCAGUCACAUUACCCAAUUGGAAGGCUACAAUUUACUGUUCAUAAUUCACAAAUUAUUAUUUUGAUUCACAUGAUUGAACAGAAUCCCACCUACUACAAUGGCAAAGUGAAUUGUUUGUUUCGGCAAAAAUAAUCAUUUAAAAUAAUCGAUUCACAUGAUUCAAAUGAAUCGUUGAAAACCAUAAAAAAUAUAUAUAUGUGAAGCGGGGCAUCCGCUAAACAGUAAAUCAACUUUGUUAGGCCUUAGUUAACCUUGUCUUAAAGGUAGACUCAGUGAUAUGACAUCAUCAUACACAGCGGGGUUACUUCUUACUUAGUCACAUCAACAACAACAGGAUUCAAAUCCACCAAAUAGAUGUGUGUCCUCCCUUGAGGCAUUAUGCCCACCUUGGGGUUGAUAUGGCUGAGAUGCUAUGUGUUGUUCAGCACUGUAACCACUGCUCCUCCUAACUUGGCCAUAUAAGUCACUGGUUAUGAAUGCUUUAUAAAGCUUUAUUACACCUUUAUAACCGGUCAAAUAUAUCUGCGCUGUAGGCCAAAGAGUUGCUGGUGGUAAAGCUGCCCAGCUGGCAGGAUAAAUGCAGCGAUGCCACCAAGGUCCCUGACACAGUGAUGACCAUGAUAAAGGGGCUCCGCACCCCCGUGUCUGGGACCCCAGAAGCCUCGCCUCUCGUCGAGCGCUACAACAGGGUGAGUGGGACGUCAAGAGUGUGAUGUCAUGGCUGUUAUUACAUUGUUGUUACAAUGCUAUUACAAGAGAAGGACAAGCUAUAAUAAUUUACCUCUUUGCUUGUUUUCAAGAGUUGCCUCUUCUCAUAAAUUGUAUUUGCUCUUCUAGAUGCAUUGCAUGUAUUGUGACUUUCAUGUACAUAACAUAACCUGUUUUAUGUUUUCUCUAUCAGAACAAUGGGGACUCGAUGGUUCCCCCACCAGUCCCCCAGCUGAAGGCCCAGAUCAGUCCACUGGCUAAUAUGUUCAACCAGGACGUCCCCCACAACUCCAUCACAUCAACAUACACCUCCACAUCAGACCACAACUCAGGUACUACUGCAGCCUCACACCUCAGGCUUCAGUCUUGGGAUUGAAGUUUGGGUAUGUGUUUCAUUGUGUGUGUAGUUGUACAUGUACUCUGUAUCAAAAAUGUGAAAAUAUAGCAGGUUUUGGUAGCUGGUAUUUUAUACAGAGAUUAUGUUUAGCUUUACAGAGUCCCACACCUCCUUCCCCGUGUAAGUAUGCUGCCUUUCGUAAUCUGACCUAUACAAAUGGAUAAAAGAGAUAACAGAGAUAAAACUAUAGGUGCUGUCAUAAUCUACAUGUAAUGUCUUGUUUGGGAAUAUUUGAUAUUGUGCACCGGGGCCUUAUUGAGUACAUGUGCUCGACAGAUUAUAUUCAGAAAUCCAAAGAAGGUUCAGGACGGCAACUGAAUUCCCUUCAAAUUGUGCUAUAUGUUUCCUUUAAUCCUGCCAAUGUAUCUGUUCUUACUUCAUCUAGCGUUUGUUCUCCAUGUCUUCUUUUAUUGAAUGUUUAAAUUAUACAGAAGAUUCUGCUGCAAAACCAAUUCUCCUCUUUAAUUAUACAAUUUUUAUUCUCUGCAUAGCCAUUUAGACCAGGGUUAUAAAUCACUAGCUAUAAGCCAUGUCUUCUCCCUGAUAUACUUAUCCAUGUAUCAAUUUGAACUCUGCUAUUGUAAAUAUCAAGUAUUUCAGAGAGUCCUUUCUGUCUUUCUGCAAUUUGAUAGUAAAAAACAUUGAACAUUAACUUUGACCUUCCAGACCAGGGCAGUAUGGAGGACAGUGGCAGUAUGUCUCUGUCCAGGUCUGUAUCGAUAGGUUCAGGACUGAACGUGGGCAGGAAGCAACGGGUCAGGACCAUCUUCCCUCACACGGCCGGCAACAACAACACGCUCCUUUCCUUUGACGACGGUGACAUCAUCAUGCUGCUCAUCCAGGAGGAGAAGGAUGGAUGGCUGUAUGGAGAGCUGGAGAAUACCCGGCAGUAAGUCUCUAUUCACUGGUUAAUAAGCGCUUUGUGAAGCUUUUUGAAGCUUUAUUACACCUUUAUAAAGGCUUAUUAACCUGGAGAAGAUCUGGCAGUAAAUCACUAUUUACUGGUUAUCAAGGGUUUAUGUGGCUUUAUGAAGCUUUAUUACACAUUUAUAAAGGCUUAUUGAAGUCACUGGUAUUAAGAGUGCAAAGCUUUAUUACACUUUUACAAAUAUUUAUUACACCUUUAUUACACAAUAAUUCAGGCCUUAUUAACCUGGAGAAGAUGCAGAUGCAGAUCUAAGGUCUCUCAGAGAAGUUAUGCAAUGUUGGCACCAACAUUCAAGCAAUUUCCUUCUGUGGUACAGGUGUUGGUAUUCACCUUUUUAAUGAUAAGGAAAUGUACUGUAUCUCUGCAAAUACGCAAGUGUAUCAACUUGGGGAUUGUUCUCAUUUUUGAGGUGGCAAUACUUGAAGAGCUUAUUUCCAAAACGCUAUAUGCACAAAUGUUUCACAUUUGUGUUUUUUCAUCAGAAAUGAUUGCUUAUGGGUAUUACUGUUCUCAGAUGUUUUAUUCAUAUAUUUUAGAUGUGUAUGUUUUUUUGAAAAAUGCUAUAUAUCCAUUAUUUAGCUGAAAAUUGAUAUAUAGCAUUUUGGAAUAAAAGUCUUCAUUUGUUCCUGGUCUCUGUUUGUUAAUUUCUUCUGUGCUAAUACAGUUUGCAAAGAUCCACAGAGCAGGUGAGGUUAGUUAGAACUGACUCUGUCACAGUGGUAGAGGUUAAAACAAACUAUCACCCUAAGGCUGCUAGCUACCACAACUACAGGCCAUAGAGAGUGACUAAACUCAUAGAGACACAUGGCUUUCCUCUCCUAUAAAGGUGGCCUCACUUGUUUGUUUUAGUUUUUUGGGACAUUUAACGAUGAAUGAUGAUGUGGAAACACAACAGGAUAUUGUGUCAAAGGGUGGCGAGGGGUUGUUGAAAGGUAGUUUGGUCAAACCACACCUUUGAAAAAUUGGCGAUUGUGAUUUCUACUCAUACACAGACAGACAGAGUGGAGAGAAAAUUAUAACAUUUCAUCCAUGCCAACCCAUCUUCUUGAAAUCUUUGUUUACAUUUUGUAAUCUCUGAAUACAGUGGAGAUAGAGCCAGGUACCAGUUGAAUGUAGCGCAGUGGAACAUUGGCCCCCAUUAUGUUUUUUUAAGCCGUUAAAUGUCAGGUCUGAAAGUAAUGUUAUUGUUAAACCAGUUGUAUCUGUGCCAUUCAGAAUAGUAUUUCAGAAGAUGAGUUGUGGGUAAUUUAAUAGUAUUUCAGAAGACCAGGUGUGGGUAAUUGGGGUGAGGCCACAGAGACCGAUGGCUCAAAGCCACCUUGGUAAUUAUGUGUCCAUGCUUUGAUGGCUGGUCUUGUGUCUCCCUCUCUCUAUCUGUUCAUUAAAGUCAUUAGUGCUCAUAUGUAGGUGAAAGAUCAGAGAGAGGGAGAGAGGGAGAGAGAGAGUGCUUUAAGCAGAGACGUUAGUCUACCUGCCUUGACAUUUUCCCUCUGAAACAAAUUAGCAAAGUCCAUUUCCUGACCCUUUGACAUUGGCAGCCAUUAUUAUUGCUUUGGGAAUUAAAUAGCUUUUAAAGUUAUCAGUGACACCUUGUCAAGAACAGAGACUUAGUACAUCCAAGUAAACAGCCCGUAAGCAACCCCUUUAAUAUUAGUAUAAUAUUUGAUAUUAUACAAUUUUAUUUCCUUUUACACACUUUGGGAUUUGGCAUGGGAACUAUUUCUGUAUUUCUCAACUUGAAACAGUGUCUUCGAAACAAAUCUGUCAUAUAUUUGAUCAUCGAAAUGUGUGUUUCACAUGCCUUCAGGGACAUUUGGCUUACUUCAAGUGAGAAGAACUCAUUUCUUUAUGAUGUUAUUCAUUGUUGUUUUAUUUGGCUAAUUUUUGGUGUGUCUGUGUUUGUUUCAGGCGGGGCUGGUUUCCCUCAUCUUACUGCCGACCUUAUAAUGAACCACUGAUCUCAAACAGGUAAGACCAAAACACAUAUAACCAUGUGAUGAUCUUAUGAUAUUGCUUACAACUACCCAAUCCUCUCAAAUCUUUAGGGGGCUUUCAAGAAGUGUCUAGAAUACAAACAAGGUUAUUUUGGACCUGGUAAAGUUCUAAUGUUUGUGUGUAUCUGUCUAUGUCUACAGUUUGGGGACACCAGUGCAUUGUCUGAGUGUGGCCAGUCUUCCAGAACAGGAAGAGGAAGAGCCUGUUCUGCUGCCGCCGCCAGACUACAGCGACGGGAAGGAGAGUAGCCCUGUCAGACUUGUCAGCUCCUCCACACCCUCACCCAAAAACACGGUCAGAACCCAGUCAUCCCUUCCACACCUAACAGUACAGGCAGCAGCCCACUUUAACGUCUGACCAACUUUGAUUUUGAUGUUGUCUAUCAGCCCACAUGCUGGGAAACGGUCCCCUUAGGGUGAACAUUAAACCUCCACACUCUCCUCAGGUUUAUUGUUGGAUGACCUAACGUGGAUGACAUUUUAUUUGUGUAUUUUCACCUGGGCUAGUUAGGGAUGUACUCCCAAGACCAGGCACACAUUAAGCUAGGUUAUGAUAGAAACAGGGCCUAAAUGUCUUGAUGCUGCCACUGAUAAUUGGUUUUGAGGUUGUGUGUUAAUGUAACCUCUGUUUGCCACACUCUUAGAAAAAAAGGGUUAUUCAGCUGUCCAAAUAGGAGAACCCUUUUUGAUUCCAGGUAGAAACCUUUUUGGUUCCAUGAAGAACUCUUUUGGGCUCCAUGUAGAACUCUCUGUGGAAAGGGUUCUACCUGGAAUGUAAAAAAUGCUCCCUGCCUGGUUUUGUCUCUGCGCAGGAAUGGAGGGAAUGGAGGGAGGGAGACAUAAAGGGAGGGAGGGAAGGAAGGACAGAGGACAAGGGGGGAAUAGGCCUACACAGAAAUCUUGCUCAUCCACACAGAUUCAAUUAGGACCUGCGCUGGAUUGAGAAUGAAGUAAUCGAGUAAUCUCUUUCUCUCUCUCUCUUUCUCUCUCUCUCUCUCUCUCUCUCUCUCUCUCUCUCUCUCUUCUCUCUCUCUCUCUCUCUCUCUCUCUCUCUCUCUCUCUCUCUCUCUCUCUCUCUCUCUCUCUCUCUCUCUCUCUCUCUCUCUCUCUCUCUCUCUCUCUCUCUCUCUCUCUCUCUCUCUCCUCUCAUUGCCUUUGUGUGCUGGAACUGCUGCCUCAGGGCUUUAAGAGAAAUAAACUGUUGUUAGGGAUGCUAUCCUAAUAGAGUUUGCAUCCCUCCCUCCCCUUUCUCUCCCCCUUGCCUCCCCCCUCUGCUCUCCCCAUUCCCAACCUCUCACCCUUUCCUUCCUAGAAGUCCUAUCCUUCCAUUUGAUCGUGUGGUUGUGGAGGGGUGACUUUGCUCUUUGUGUUUGUUAUUGUCGCUGCCAGAUUGUUUAAUGGUCUCUGAUGUAAGCAACUCCAUUGGGCCUCUCGCAUAGCUGCCCCUGUGCCUUCACUUCUGGACAUAGACUGCCCUCUAGUGGAAUGUUAGGGUAGUGGUUUACCAGGACGUGUACUCCGAGCAUGUGCUGACCAACUGGCAAGUGUCUUCACUGACAUUUUCAACAUGUCCCUGACUGAGUCUGUAAUACCAACAUGUUUCAAGCAGACCACCAUAGUCCCCGUGCCCAAGGACUCUAAGAUAACCUGCCUAAAUGAAUACCGACCCGUAGCACUGACGUCUGUAGCCAUGAAGUGCUUUGAAAGGCUGGUCAUGGCUCACAUCAACACCAUUAUCCCAGAAACCCUAGACCCACUCCAAUUUGCAUACCGCCCCAACAGAUCCACAGAUGAUGCAAUCUCUAUUGCACUCCACACUGCCCUUUCCCACCUGGACAAGAGGAACACCUACGUGAGAAUGCUAUUCAUUGACUACAGCUCAGCAUUCAACACCAUAGUGCCCUCAAAGCUCAUCAUUAAGCUAAGGAUCCUGGGACUAAACACCUCCCUCUGCAACUGGAUCCUGGACUUCCUGUCGGGCCGCCCCCAGGUGGUAAGGGUAGGUAACAACACAUUUGCCACACUGAUCCUCAACACGGGGGCCCCUCAGGGGUGCAUGCUCAGUCCCCUCCUGUACUCCCUGUUCACCCAUGACUGCAUGGCCAGGCACGACUCCAACACCAUCAUUAAGUUUGCUGACGACACAACAGUGGUAGGCCUGAUCACUGACAACGAUGAGACAGCCUAUAGGGAGGAGGUCAGAGACCUAGCCGUGUGGUGCCAGGAUAACAACCUCUCCCUCAACGUGACCAAGACAAAGGAGAUGAUUGUGGACUACAGGGAAAAAAAAGAGGACUGAGCACGCCCCCAUUCUCAUCGACAGGGCUGUAGUGGAACAGGUUGAGAGCUUCAAGUUCCUUGGUGUCCACAUCACCAACGAACUAUCAUGGUCCAAACAGACCAAGACAGUCGUGAAGAGGGCACGACAAAGCCUAUUCCCCCUCAGGAGACUGAAAAGAUUUGGCAUGGGUCCUCAGAUCCUCAAAAAAUUCUACAGCUGCACCAUCGAGAGCAUCCUGACUGGUUGCAUCACCGCCUGGUAUGGCAACUGCUUGGCCUCCGACCGCAAGGCACUACAGAGGGUAGUGCGUACGGCCCAGUACAUCACUUGGGCCAAGCCUCCUGCCAUCCAGGACCUCUAUACCAGGCGGUGUCAGAGGAAGGCCCUCAAAAUUGUCAAAGACUCCAGCCACCCUAGUCAUAGACUGUUCUCUCUGCUACCGCACGGCAAGCGAUACCGGAGUGCCAAGUCUAGGUCCAAAAGACUUCUCAACAGCUUCUACCCCCAAGCCAUAAGACUCCUGAACAGCUAAUCAUGGCUACCCGGACUAUUUGCACUGCCCCCCCACCCCAUCUUUUUACGCUGCUGCUACUCUGUUAAUUAUUUAUGCAUAGUCACUUUAACUAUACCCACAUGUACAUAUUACUUCAACUACCUCAACUAGCCGGUGCCCCUGCACAUUGACUCUGCACCGGUACCCCCCUGUAUAUAUAGACCCAUGGGGCGGCGCACAACUGGCCCAGCGUCGUCCAGGGUAGGGGAGGGAAUGGCCGGCAGUGAUGUAGCUUAGUUGGUAUAGCAUGGCGUUUGCAACGCCAGGGUUGUGGGUUCGAUUCCCAUGGGGGGCCAGUAUGAAAAAAAUAUAUAUAAUAAUAAUAAUAAUAAUGUAUGCACUCACUAACUGUAAGGCGCUCUGGAUAAGAGUGUCUGCUAAAUGACUAAAAUGUAAAUGUAAAUAUAUAGCUUCCCUACUGUUAUUUUAUUUUACUUCUGCUCUUUUUUUCUCAACACUUUUUUGUUGUUGUUUUAUUUUACUUUUUUAUUUAAAAUAAAUGCACUGUUGGUUAAGGGCUGUAAGUAAGCAUUUCACUGUAAUGUCUGCACCUGUUGUAUUCGGCGCAUGUGGCCAAUAAAAUUUGAUUUGAUUUGAUUUGGUUAUGUCCUGAAGUAUUUCGAAUAGGCCUACUACAGCAGUGUUCCUGUGCAGUACAAAAACUUAACAGCCUAUAGCCUAAUCCACUGUUAGAUUGGGUCUUCAAAACAUCAGAUAAGGAUACAAAAUGAACACAACUUGGAGAGGGUUUGUUUACUCUCAUCCGUCAUCAGAAAUCUUUAAUUUCUGAGAGUGCAGAUAAUUUUUCUUAGAUAGAUACACGUUCAUACGUCCUAAAACAUAGCUAUGUAAUCAGUUCACCAUCUCAUUUAAAACUAUCUUAAUCACGCUCACUUGUUUAGGGUUACAAUAAGAUUUCCAUCUACUCAGAGAAGAGGUGUUUCUAGAGGUGUGCUGUGUGCUGGCCUUUCUAGACAUUCUAGAUUCCUGACACCCAGCAUGAGGUCAUGGUACACUCCGUCCCAGAGUUCUUCACUGAGGAGUGA
Coregonus sp. 'balchen' is the source of this 16275-nucleotide messenger RNA. The record is from the annotation of a GenBank genome assembly. NCBI's taxonomy places the organism in Eukaryota, Metazoa, Chordata, Actinopteri, Salmoniformes, Salmonidae.